Molecule: messenger RNA, 2913 nt
Organism: Endocarpon pusillum Z07020
Lineage: Eukaryota; Fungi; Ascomycota; Eurotiomycetes; Verrucariales; Verrucariaceae
Exons: 2
Coding region: 1-2913 (970 amino acids)
Biological process (GO): mRNA 3'-end processing by stem-loop binding and cleavage
Cellular component (GO): mRNA cleavage and polyadenylation specificity factor complex
Molecular function (GO): RNA binding
Source: RefSeq, a predicted model, not a curated record
AUGUUCACUUUCACCCCCUUGCUCGGCGCGCAAACAAAUUCGAGCGCCUUGCAGUCAAUCAUUGAACUUGAUGGAGGAGUCAAAAUUCUGGUAGAUGCUGGCUGGGAUGAGAAGCUCGAUGUUUCCCAGCUCUCUGAGCUCGAGAGGCAUCUAUCGACCCUCUCCUUUGUCCUCCUGACCCAUGCAAGAAUAUCUCAUCUCGGGGCUUUUGCUCACCUCUCCAAGCAUUAUCCUCUGUUUUCACAAAUUCCGGUUUAUGCUACAACGCCCGUUAUAUCACUUGGCCGAACUCUUCUCGAAGACGUCUAUGCCUCGACCCCACUCGCUGCAACAUUCCUUCCUUCGACUGGCUCAGCUACAGAGGGUACUCUGCCGUCUUUCUCCAAAGAAGCGCGAUCUAGCUUGUUGAUGCAAGCCCCGACAACCGAGGAAAUCACACGAUACUUCCAACGGAUUACACCACUCAAGUACUCUCAACCACAUCAACCAGUCGCAUCGGACUUUUCUCCUCCUCUUGAAGGUCUCGUUCUCACUGCUUAUAAUGCCGGCCAUACUUUGGGUGGAACAAUAUGGCACAUACAGCAUGGCAUGGAAUCCAUCAUCUACGCGGUGGAUUGGAACCAAGCACGAGAAAAUGUAAUGGGAGGAGCAGCAUGGUUUGGGGGUUUUGGAGGUUCAGAGGUUAUUGAACCCUUGAGAAAGCCAACAGCCUUAGUUUGCAGUAGUAAGAACGGGAACAGCACUCCGCUGGUCGGCGGGCGUAAGAAGAGAGAUCAGUCCCUGCUUGACAACGUUCGCAGCAGUCUGGCCAAGGGUGGGACUGUGUUGGUACCCUCCGAUUCCAGUGCUCGAGUGCUGGAAUUGGCCUUUGUCCUGGAGAAGGCUUGGCAGGAGGGGGCCAAUGACCCUACUCUGAAGAAUUCCAAGGUCUACAUGGCCAGCAGAUCAGCUGUGGCUACAAUGAAACAUGCUCAAAGCCUUCUGGAGUGGAUGGAUGAAAGCAUUGUUAGAGAGUUUGAGGGUGAAGAGGAAAACACCACAAAGACACACAAACGCGCUGGUAGCAAGCACACAAAUGGCGUUGCCCCCAAACCAUCGAAACCUUUCGAUCUAAGGUAUAUAAAGACGAUCGAGCGGCCGAAGCAACUUGAGAAAGCGCUGAAGAAAAGUGGACCCAAAGUUAUACUGGCCAGCGACUCCGCUCUGUCGUGGGGUCUCGCCAAAUUAGCUUUGGAAGAAAUCGCGCAAGGACCAGAAAACUUGGUGAUUCUUGCAGAGAAAUCGAAUCCAGCCUCAGAGGCAGAGAACCCUACUCUAGCACAGUCCCUUUGGCAGGUGAUGGAGAACAAGGAGGCCGGAGUAGCUCUUGAAACAUCCUCUGAUGGAGAUCAAAUCGAGCAGAUCCAUGGCGGCGGCAAACUUCUUGAAUACUAUGACGUCCGGAGAAUGCCUUUGGAUGAUAACGAAUCGCAGGUCUACCAACAGUAUAUGGCCGCUCAACAUCAGCUGCAGAGCUCACUCAUCUCUCGAACAGAAGCAGGCACUGAUGAGACGGAGAUUAUUGCUGAUGACUCCUCUAGCUCGUCCUCAUCCGAGGAUUCUGAUGACGAGCAUCAAGGGCGAGCUCUAAAUGUGAGUGCGGCUCUUGGACAUGCGGGGAGAGCCAAACGAGAUCUCAGCGAAAAGGAUCUGGGCGUGAGCGUUUUGCUGCGCAAGAAGGGUGUGUAUGAUUUCGAUGUGCGCCAAUACAAACGAGGAAGAAAUGCCAUCUUCCCAUAUAUCCACCAUCGUAGGCGUGGCGAUGAGUUUGGUGAGUAUAUCAAACCAGAGGACUACUUAAGAGCGGAAGAGAAGGAGGAAGCGGAUAGUGCGAAUGCAGGUGAAGCUGAGCACCGAGUUGGCCAGAAAAGAAAAUGGCAUGACGUUGCUGAUGAGAAGAACGAGAUGCGUGAAAAUAAACGCCAGCAAACGAAAAAAACCGAGCGAGGUGGAGAGAAACAGUCCGCUCGAGUGGCAAGUUCUGGUGAUGCUGAUGGAAACAUAUCUGACGACUCAGACGCGGACCCGGAGCCUGAGAGAUUCGAAGGACCAGCUAAAGCUGUCUUUCAUCGUCGUAGCAUGACUCUCAAUGCUCGACUUGCGUUCGUUGACUUCAGUGGUCUCCACGAUCAACGCAGCCUGCAAAAUCUGAUUCCUGUGAUCGAUCCAAGAAAAUUGAUUCUGGUGGGCGGCUCCAAAGAUGAGACGCAGGCAUUGGCGCUUGAUUGCAAGACUCUUUUAGCGGCCAAAGAAGGUGACAUGGGUGGUAAUCCCACCGUUGAUGUCUUCACUCCAGUAAUUGGCCAAGUCAUAGACGCAAGUGUUGAUACCAAUGCCUGGACAGUGAAGCUAAGUCGGGAUCUUGUGAAACGACUGCAAUGGCAGAAUGUUCUCAACAUGGCUGUCGUUACCUUGACGGGAGAGCUGAAAGCCGAAGAAUCAGCCACCGAACAAUCAAAUAGCAUGGGUAACCCAAGCAAGAAACAGAAGCUACUCAAGUCGGACACCCAAGAGACCCCUGCUUCCAGUGUAGUGCAGAAAGGCUCAAGCGAAAUUCGCCCGGUACUUGAUCUUGUCCCUGCGAGCAUGGCUGCAGCCACACGAUCUCUUGCCCAGACAUUACACGUUGGCGAUCUGAGACUAGCAGAUCUCCGUCGCCUGAUGGGGACUGUUGGCUAUACUGCGGAAUUCCGUGGUGAAGGGACCCUCUUGAUCAACGGAAACGUUGCGGUUAGAAAGCUCGGAACAGGCAAGAUCGUGGUUGAAGGGUCUGCUCUCAGCACUACGACGAUGCGUGCUGGUGUCCCAGCCAAUACAUUCUACGAUGUGAAAAGAACAAUAUACGAGGGCUUAGCUGUCAUUGCUGGUGGUUGA